UAGAAGAAAAGAGUGGAAUGAAAAAAAAAAUACGAUGAAAAUAAAAUCAGACGCGAAACUUGUAAAUCCAACUUCGGAUAUUCUUUUUACAUUCAAGAUGUUACCAAAGCAAAAUCUGAUUUUUGAUACAAAAGAACUAAUGAUUAUUUAUGUAUAGUAAAAAUGAUGAAUCUAAAAUAAUAUGUAUUAUCUUUAUAGAUUGCUAUUGUUACAUAUUAGAUAGUUAAAAAGUGAAAUAGUAUUGACCGUAAACUAAAGACGGUGAGAUGAGUUCAAUAUUAUUUUACAGAUUCAAAUGCAAACUUAUUUGGAUCAUAUAACAUAAAUUCAAUGCAAUUAUAAUAUAAUGAGAUGAAAAAAAACAUGGCAAAAUGUAUGGUGAUUUGGCAAAUAUAAUAAUAUAGAAUAGAAUAGGUUUGCGCAUCAAAUCAAUUUAAGGGUCGAGGUACGCCAAGUAGGUCAUUGCAGACUUCAUUGCUGCCAACAUUAUGCUUUAGAAUGAUUUCAGUUUAUGGACAAGUAUUCUCAAAUAAUUUGAAAAAAAGAGAGAAUAACGGGAGAAUUACAAAAUUAACUACAACUAGCUGGUAAAAAUUGUCAAAUAAACAACGUUUAUUUUUUGCGUUCAACGAUACUAAUAAAAGCUUUCAAAACGUCGACUCCAUCGGUAAUAGAAAUAUCCGGUGGCGCAACUGAAGAAAGUGGACCCGGGGAACAUCAACGGUCACCGGGUCUUGAUCCGCCACCGGAAAUUGCUACUAGUGUGGAAAACGUUGCUUCCGCAAACGACAAUGGAACAAAUGAAACCACCAUGAGUAUUGUCCUUAAACUGGACACCCCUGGAAAUUCACAACAACUUGAAAAUGAAAAAAAUAUUAAUUCAUCAGUUUUUCAUGAAAAAGUUAAAAAUGAACCUGUAAAUUUUAUUUUUAAGCCAAAUGUAUCGGAAUUUCAUAAUAAAUCUAGAGAUACUGAAAAUUCUAUGACAAUGAUGAUGGUUAAUAAGCCGGAUAUUGUUUAUUCUAGUAAUCAACUUAAAAUUCAAUCUCAGCAAAGCUCUAGCGAUGCUAAUGUUUGUGUCUCGAAUCCAAGUAAUGUUAAUACUGACACAAACAAUAUUACUUUAGUUACCUCGAAGAGUAAAAUUGUUGAUAAGUUUUAUAAAGAUGUAGAAAAUCCAAGCCAGAAUAUUGAAAAAUGUAAUCAAGAAUUGGCUUGUGGAACGACACACCAACAACAGCAGUCGCAAGUGCAGAAAAGUACUCCCCAUACAGUAUCUUGUACAGCUUCUUUAAUUAUAACUACUUCUGUUAGUCCGUCUGAUCCUAAACAAACAUUAACAAAGGUAUCAACGACAAAAAUGGAUAAUAUUAUUAAUACAAAUCAACAGACAAAUUUAUUGUCUACACAUGAGCAGGUGGAUGCUAAUAAAGUGCAUAAUAAUAAAGUUAAUAAUGGAAAUAAUAUAACGCAACAUCAAACAAAAUCUGAUGUAGCUCAAAAAAUGGUUAAUACAACAACUAAAACACCGGCAACUUCAAUGGCCAAUGUUCAAAAAUUGUCUAUAAAAUCAUCAGCUAAUUCUAUGCCGUCGCAAACUUCGAAUAUUCAUAAAGUCAAAACAAUAACAGGUGUUAAUAGUCAAGGUAUAGUUACGAAAAAUUUUAUUUCAAAAGUACAAGGUAUGACAAAAUCUCAAGCACUCUCUGGAAAAUUACCAAGUUCUGUUACAUCUGUAACACAAAUUAUAAAUAGUAAUAAUUUAACAAAUGCUCAACGAGCUCAACAAGAUAAUCAAAAAAAUUUUUCUAAUCAGAAUGUACAGAAUCAACAAACAAUUAAUACAAAAAUACAUACCAGUAAUAAUAAUCCUUCACAAUCGACGGAGCAAAUUCAAACGCUUCGUAAAGUAGCAGAUUUAUUUCAAAAAACUUUAACUGUUCAAAGGCAACCGCUUCCGAAAACAUCACAAUCAAUUAUUAGUUCGAAUAAUAUACAAAAAGGUAGUAUAUGUGGAAUCCAAAAAAACGUAAUAGCUGGACAAAAUCAAUCGGCAAAUACUCAGCAUCAAAAUUCACUUCAACCCGCUAAAUCGCAAAUAUUCACAUCACUUCAAAAAUCUCAAACAGCGGUACUUGUGAAUAAUUCAUUGAAGACCACCACAGCAGGUAAUAUUAGUAAAAGUAGUAGUGUACCUAAUAUAUCAAAAAUAUCUACGAAUUCAACAAUGGCAAUGAUCAAUAAAGCUCAGAUGACAUCUCAAUCUCAGAGUAAUGUACAACAUUCUGUUCAAGUUCAACAUGUUAUUCCACAUAGUGUACAGUCUCAACAAACUUCUCAAAAACAACAACAGCCUAAAUUAAAUAUUAUUCAACAAAAUGCUACUUUAACUAGUUUACCGGUAAAUCAAAAAGGAUCUGUUCUUGUCAAUGCUAAAGUACAACCACAACAAUCGCAAAUGGUAUUACGAGUAGGACCGAUAAAAAAUAAUCCAAUGAAUACGCAAUCUGGUAAUAGUGUAAAAUGUAUUAGUCAAAAGGUUACAAAUGCGUUGAAAAUGAAUUCUCAUCAGCAAGUUACUUUACAACCGACUACUUUAAAUCGAAAUACUGUGAAUGCCCAGCCGGUUAAAAUUAUUCAACAAUCACAGCAGCCAUUAACGAAUGUAAUUUCAAAUUCACAAGCUGUUCAAAAACAAACGGGGACUAUUAAAACUAUUCCACCGUUAAAAUCGCCACAGAAAAAUAGUCAAUUCAAAACUCAAAGUGUUAAAACAUCUAUUAAUAAUGUAAACACAAUAAAAAAUCAAACAACUAAUACUGUGGUUCAUCAGAAAACAUCUGUACGAACUAUUGGAUCACAACAACCUACUUCGUCUAAUGUAAUGAUUCACAAACACCAAACGGUGAAAAUACAAACACCUAAUGUUCAACAAAAACAAAUAAUGACGUCGUCUCCAUUUUCUCAACAAGUUAUACGAACACAACCUGGGCAAAUUAAAACUAUUUUACCUGUUGUAUCGGCGGAAAGUCAUAAGGAACAUCAGCCUAAAAUGGAACCAGAAUUACCAACACUAAAAGAGGAAGAAUCUGGAGAAAGAUCUCAAUCACCAGUUCGCAGAAUGCCACUUCCUUAUGAGUGUCUUCAGUUUGUUCUACAAGAUCAUAAUUAUGGAGCACCACCACCUCGAACACCACCACCAACUACAUCACCAUCUCACACGAAACAACAAACCAUAAAUGGUGCAGGGAAUACAUCGCUUCAACAUACGUUUAUAUAUAAUCAAGUCCCGAGUAAUGCUAAUACAGCAGAUGAUGCUGCUAGUGCAAUAAGUAGUGAACCUGGUCGUGAAGCUGAACCGGAGGGUGAGGAAACAGAAACAGCACCAGAGGGUGAGGGUGACGAUGAAGACAGUAUUACACGUUGUAUUUGUGAAUUUGAACAUGACGAUGGUUACAUGAUUUGCUGCGAUCGAUGUCUAGUUUGGCAACAUGUCGAUUGUAUGGGUAUUGAUCGAUCGAACAUUCCUGAUGAAUAUCUUUGUGAAAUUUGUCGACCUCGACGUGUUGAUCGUCAACGAGCCCGUACAUUACAAAUGCGAAAGCGCGAAGAGCUUUUACAUUCUGAUACAUUAUCAGACACAUCAUCAACAAGUUCUGCCGAUACUGAUGUUAGUGGUAAUCCAACAGUUGUAAAGAAACGAAAUAUUCAACAACAGCAUCAACCACAAUUACCAGUAUCACGUAGAAAAUCAGAUUCGGCGCAAUUUAAGAAAAUAAAUCAUCAUAAUCUUAACAGCAGUACUAAUAAUACCAAUAGUAUAAGUAAUAACAAUAAUAGUAAUAUUAAUAAUAAUGCUGAAGGAAACGAUAAUAAUAGUAACAACAGUAGUAGUAACAAUAAUAAUAGUGAUAAUAAUUUGACUAAUAAUAAUGAUAAUAGUAACAGCCACAGUAACAAUAACAACAGUAACAACAAUAGUAAUAAUGUUAACGAUAAUGACAAUGAUGCUAGUGGCGGUGGCAAUAAUAGUAAUAACAAUAUUCCAAAACGUCAAAAACGUGAGCAGCAUCCAAGACAAGCUAAUAUGAAUAGGAAAAAGGAAACAGUUAAACGUGGUCCUGGUAAACGCAAAGUUAAACGACGGAUGAGUUUAAACGGUGAAAAUGAAUCACAAGAUGCUUGGGGAUCUCCAAAUAUGGCACCUCUGCGACAGUGGAUUGAGAGAUAUGAAGAGGCAGUAACAAAUCACUAUAGUCCAGAAUUAAGAGCUAGAAUAUCAAGUAUAAAAGUAAAUGGUUCGUACAAUGAUUUAAGGCAAACCAAUAUAAGCAAUAUUGUGAGUGGAAAAUGCCGACUAAAUGUACACAGUAACAGUUUAAGAUUUUUAGUAGCUACUAUGUACCUGGCGCCAAAUACACCAGUUGUUGAAUUACGCGGUAAAUACAUGCUAAGUACACAACAUAGGCCAUCACAUCCGUCACAGUAUGGAAGACAGCACACUCAACGACCUGGGCCUUUUGUAUUUUUUUAUCGUUUACCACGUGAAGGUACUGAAGUUUGUGUUGAUACUAGAACGUAUGGCAAUGAUGCAAGAUUUGUGCGACGAAGUUGUAAACCAAAUGCCGAAGUAAAACAUUGCAUUGAAAAGGGUACAUUACAUCUUUAUAUUGUUACAACAACGGCUAUUGAAAAAAAUGCUGAAAUUACUAUUCGUCACGAGCAACAUGAUCUCUUAUUAUCACCUAAUUCAAAUUCAUCACUUACACAGCUAGCAUGUGCCUGUGGGAAUCCUAAAACAUGUCAAAUUGCUAAUAAUAUAAGUGGGAUACAAUUUGGUGGACGAAAGGGUAGUAAUGGUGCUAUUGUUGAAAAUACGACGACUGAUAGUAGAGAACGUAGACGACGAAAUAGAAGGAACACUGUAGGUGAUGAUAAUGAUACAAUUAAUUCGACAAUUCCUACUAAUCCCGUAAUGACAACACAGUCAUCUACACCUCUGUCAUCAAAUUCAACAGUUACAACUGCAUUAUCAUCCAAUGCAAAGAGAAUAAUGAACAAUCCAACAUCGUCUGUUUCACAGACUACUAUGACAACAGUAUCCAGUAAAGUAUCAUCAAAAGAAGAGAACAAUACCUCAGUAUGUCAAUCAGUUCAAGUUGUUCCAUCCGUAGCUACACCAACAACAUCAGUUCAGGAUAUAAAGAAAGAUAAAACAAAAUUAACACGAGAAGAACGUAAAAUGGAAGCCAUUAUUAAGGCCAUUGAACGUCUAGAAAAAGCAGAACUGAGAAAACAAGAAGUUCAAGCAAGAAAUGCACAGAGGAAAGAAUCUGGUGGUGGGCAUAGUGAUACUGAUGAACCAAUGAGUCAACCAACAAAACCAAAACAACCACAUAUUGAACGUACAGUGAGACGUAAGAAACGAAAAGGUCGCUCUCGAACAAUACCUGGUAGUAGCUUACAGAAUAAUCGUAGAAAAAGGCUUAAUUCUGCUGAUUCUGAUCUUUCAUCGUGUGAAGAGAAUAAUUUAAUAAUGAUGCAAUCACCGCCUCAAUCUUCAUGUCUACAGUCUAAUCGUGAUACACCAUUUUCGCCACGAAUUUCUUCAAAUAAUAACAAUGAUAACAGUACGAAUAAUAACAACAAUAAUAGUGAUGGCAAUGAGAGUAAUAGCAAAAAACAAAAUGAAGAAAAUUUAGUAGGAUUAAUUAAUCAAGAACCAUCUUCUGUUAAUAAUCAAACUAUACCAACAGCAGCCGGUCUUUUGUUGGCUCUUGCUAAUUCAAGUGUUUCUGGUGCAAGUUCACCACCUUUACAACAACCAGCACCAAGUAAGAGUCCUACAUGUGAUAGCGGGGCUAGUAGUAGUUCGCAAAGUUCAACACCGUCAACACCAUUGUCAUCAGCAUGUUUAUUAGUGGCAGCAGCUGUAGGGCCACUUGCACCUGGGUUUAAAUUUCCUAAAACCAAAAAAGUUAUGAUGAAUGAAUGGCUUCGUGAAUCACCAGAUCCAUCAACACAAACGCAUAUUCAAAUACCACAUGAAUUGCCGCAAAAUACUGCAAUGACACCACUACCUGUAUCAUCAUCGUCAUCAUCUUCGAGUCCUCCCAACUCAUCAAAUAAUAGAAAUACGGAUUUUUUAAGAUCAACAUCAGAUCCUUCAAGUGAAUUCCUUACACAGAGUUAUGCUGCUAAGAGUUUAGCUACUCUUGUUCAAGCAGCUAAUUCAGUUUCUGGUAUCUGUGAUUCUCCACCGCAACGCAAACAAGCUGCAAUUACGUUAACAAACGCUACGGUUUGUCCUAUGUCAACAGGAUCGGCAAAAAAGCGAUGGCUACGCCAAGCAAUUUCUGAGGAAUGCGACUCUCCUAACAGUCGACCUGAAAGUCCGCCGAAUGAAAUGGUAGCACCACCGAAGAAACGCAGAAUAGCACGUGAAAGUAUUUCAUCUGAUAAUUAUACUCCGCCUACCACGCCCACACUGAUGCUUGCCGAUUCUGGUCCUAAUAAUUUAACUCUUUGUUCUGGAGAAAAUGAUUUUAUUCAACAACCACAAUCACCUAUGUUAAUAGACGAGUCGUCACAUAAAGAUUAUGAUAACAAUGAUGAUAAAAAUAACAUUCAUGAUUAUAAGAAGUUUCAAUAUUUUCCAAUAAACAGUUACAAAAAUUCAGAUACAGAAGAACCAACUGAUUUUAAACCUGAAGAUAAAUUAGCUAUCAGUGACUACAAGCAACAUAUAAAUGAUGAAUUAGUUAAUACAGUAAUUCAAAAAAAUGAAGAUGAAGGUGAUAAAAAUUUAUUGGAUCUUGAAUAUAAAUCAUCUAUUAAAUGUGAACCAGAUUAUCCCGAAUCAACUAAAGUAGAAUCUAAUUUUAUGUUACUCAGUCCUAUUAAGAAGGAAUCAAAUUCAAUGACUACAGAAAAUUCAGAAAAUAUUGAAACUAUUGAUAAUUCAACUAAUAUAGAUGUAAAUUUAAAUGAUUCAGAAUCAGUGACAAAGGAUAAAACAAAUAUCAAAAGUGAAAACAGUGAUAAUAGUUGUACGCUAGUAGUAAUGGAUGAAACAAGUUUGGAAGAAAAUCGUAGCUUUGAAGAUGAUGAUAAACUAAACAAGUACAAUAAAGAUGUUAGGUCAGAAGAUGGUAUGUCUAUUGAUGAAUUUGAUGUUGAAGCUCAAAUGAAAAAAAUAACCGGUGAUGAUGGUAAUGAUUAUAAAGAAAAGAUUGAUCCAAAUUUGGAUAAAGAUAAAAGUAUGGAUGGAAUCGAAGGUUUAAUGGACAGUUCAAAAGAAGAUUCUGAAUCAGAAGACCGUGAUUUGAGAGAGCUACGUUCAAGUGAUGAUACAUCUAGUUUAAAAGAAAUGCCAGAAAGAUCUUUCCAGGAUUUCAAUGAUCUCUCAGAAAUAGAAGAUAUCAAAAACAAUAUGAAUGAAGAUACUCUUUUGGAUAAACAAUCGUCACAAGUAAUUAACAAUGAUGAUGCAUCUCUUAAUAAAACAAUGUUUGAUGGUCUUUCAGAAGAUAUGCAUAGUGAGCCAAUCGAAGAACCGCCAAAAAUUUAUCAAUCGAUUCCUCCGUUAAGUGAGAGAAUACGAAAAAAACCGGAUAACUCAACAACAAAGAAAUCUUUAGACUUAGAAGCAUUGAGCCAUAUAGAGUCAACUAUUGAUAUGGAAUCUGUUGAUAUAUCGGAGAAUGAUGGAGAAAAAAAUCAACUUUCAACAGCAUUACGUGAGUUAUUGAAUACUAACAGAGAAGAAAUUGCUGACGCAUUCAUAAAUCCAGAAAAAAUUAAAGAAAAUAUUAAUCCAUCACCCACUCCUGAUCAGGAACUUGAAUUAAUACCAGAAUCACAACAAUGUACUAAGGAAGUUACACAAAUUCCAUCAAAUGUAGAUCAUACUCGUGAGUCGAUACAUCCGAUUGUUGAUGAAAAAACACUAGUAUCUCCACUCUUACUUCCACCUUCACCAUUACCACCUCCUCCUCCUCCGCCACCACCACCACAAGAAAUUAGAAGAUUAAAGGAUCCUCGAACAGCUAUUCCUAAUGAAUUAAGGGUUCAAUCACCAAAAGAGGCCCCAGCACCAGUGAAGCGCAAGGUUAGAACGUUAUCAAUAUCUGAAUACCGGAAACGAAAACAACAAAACACUGGCACACCUUCGGAACCUGAACCAUCAAAUGAAGCGUCUUCGGAAAAGAGUCCUGGAAGAGGACGUUCUGAUAGUGCAAGUAGUGGUACAUCAUCUCUUAGUUCAGAUGAAGAUAAUAAUAAAGUUAAUCAUGAUAACACCCAGGCUUUAACAACUUUACCACUCUUUGUUAAUAGUACUGAAAAUGAGGAACGUAAAGGUGGAGAAGAUGGAACUAUUGGUUGGUCUGCAGCACCUACUCUUGUCGAACGUCAACGAGAAAACCUUACUGAAAGACUGAAACGUGAAUUUGGACUUUUUCUGAGUGAUGAUGAAGAAGAAAGAGCACGUAAACAAGGUUUAUCAACAGAAGCUAUAUUAAAAGCUCGCAAAGAAGCCAUUCCCAUGCAAAUGGCGGCAGGAAUGGUUACAGCAUAUCCUCUACCACAAUUGCCACCACAACCUUAUAUACCACCACCAGGUUCAAUGCCAAUUCAAUAUCCUCUGUAUCCAGUAAAACCACCAUUGACAGGGCAAUUUCAUAACUUUGCUGUGCCACAGCCAAUUCCACCACCAACUUAUACAGUUCCACCAUCAACAUCAUCAACUCCAACAGUGAGUAAGCCGAUACCACAAUUUCUUGUACCACAAGCACCACCAGGCUCUAAUCCUUAUCCACCACAAUUUGUACCAGCAACAAGUCCACCUUCGACUACAUCAAGAUUUCCAGUGACAACACCUCCACAAUCAGGCUUUAACAAUUGUACACAAACUCAAAGUCCUUUUUAUAAUCAUCCUAAUUCAACACCUAGGUCAUAACUUUUAUCAGUUAAUGUAAAGGAUAAUAAUUAUUUUAUGUUAAAAUUAGUUAUAUUAUACAGAUAUCAAAUAAUUAGUAAGAAAA
Molecule: messenger RNA, 9044 nt
Organism: Chelonus insularis
Lineage: Eukaryota; Metazoa; Arthropoda; Insecta; Hymenoptera; Braconidae
Gene: upSET
Product: upSET
Exons: 9
Coding region: 812-8959 (2715 amino acids)
Biological process (GO): regulation of DNA-templated transcription
Cellular component (GO): Rpd3L-Expanded complex; Set3 complex
Source: RefSeq, a predicted model, not a curated record